AUGCAGUCUAAUCCUACAAAUCUCAAAGAGUUUUCAUCUUAUCUUCGCUCCUCCUCUCUCCAUCUGGAUAUCCUUUGCUUGCAAGAGGUAUCUCAUUUCCGCUCUCAAUCUACUCUCACUGAAUCUCAAGUCCGUUCCUUUUCUUUUGCUUUUCCUAAUUGUUCUCUCGUUGUGUCCAAGCACUGUGCUAUUAUAUGUCUCAAUUCUCGUUAUUCUUUGGUGGAUACGGAGGUAUUGUUGGAUGAACGUUGUCUUGUUGCAUCUGUCGUAGAUGCCUCAAGCAAUGUUUUGUGCAAAGUGGCCAACGUCUAUGGUCCAGCGCAGUCUUCUGACCGUCCUUCAUUUAUCUCUGAUUUUCUCUCUCUUUCUGUUUGGUCUGAUGUGUUCAACACACCUUGGAUGGUUAUGGGUGAUUUCAACAUUCACUUGCACUCUUUGUCUACUUCUCGUCAAGCCGAUGUCGCUCCUUUUGUUCACUGGUUGCGUACUCACUUUGUCAAUUGUCAUCCGGAUGGUUUAGCCACGUUUCCAAAGAGCAAUACUUGUAUUGAUUACAUCUUUGGUCACUCUUCUCUUGCUCCUCGUUUGACUAAUAGUCAGUUACUAUAUAUGCCUAGUAGGUGGACGGAUCACUCUCUUUUGACUGUUGAAAUGUUACCUGCGACAGCUAGUAUUGGUCCUGGUAGUUGGCGGUUCAAUCCAACUCUGCUUGAUGAUAAGGAAUUUGUUGCGUUGUUGAAUGCCACGGUGUCAUUGUUCUUCUCUGGUGCUGUUGGUGGUGGGUCUAAGGGUGUCAAUACUAGUCAAGGUAGUAGUGGUGACUCUGAAAGCACGGUGGCUAGAUGGGAAUCCUUCAAGUUGUUACUAAAGUGCUGUGCACAAAAGUACACUAGAAGCAUGAAAGCACGAUUCAAGAACAAAGUUUUUACGCUUCAACUGGAACGUAUUAGGGCUUUGUCGACGUCUGUAUCGGGUGUUGAGACUAGGAAUGCUAUUGGUCAAACUGAUAGAGUGUCUACUGCUUCAGGUGAUGCUGAACAGCAGGUCAGGCAACUAGAAGUUUUGAUUGAGGAUCAGAUACAGAAAGAGACUAGUCAGAAUAUGCUUCGCUCUGCCACUCGUUGGUUAGAACAGGGAGAACGUAGCAACAAGUAUUUCUAUCGUUCGAUCAAGGUGCGAGAGUCUCAACAGACAAUUCAAUCCUUAAAGUGCUCUACUACUGGGGAUAUCUUGGUGGAAGCAGCAGCUAUCAACAGGGAGGCACAAGGUUUUUAUCAAAGGCUAUAUACCCCUGAUGCUGUCGAUGCUGAAGCUAUCGAUACUCUCCUGGGGAAUGUUCCAACUGAUGUACGUCUAUCAUCUUUGGAUGGUGAUAUGCUAAUGGAACUUCCAACUCGCGAUGUUUUGUUGUCUCUGCUCACUCAUGCUCUCAAGUCUAAAAGUCCUGGUCUUGACGGUUUGCCUUUUGAAUUGUAUCAAUAUCUUGCUGGUGUUUCUACUGAUUUUCUUGACUUGCUUGUGGAUGUGUUGGGUGCAGCUUUUUCUGGUGUGUUUCCUCCUUCGUGGCAACAAACUCGUAUGGUCUUAUUGUUCAAGAAGGGUGACCCUCAGUUGUUGGUUAACUGGAGACCUUUGUCCUUAAUUAACAGUGAUGCCAAGUUAUUUACAAAGCUCAUUGCUAAUCGUAUGAACAAAGUGUUGCCAAAGUUAAUCAACCCUUAUCAAACUGGUUUUCUCCCUCAUCGUCUGAUCUCUGACAAUGGCUGGUUAAAUCAGUUGUUGAUGUCUCACUUGCGUGUUGUUGCUCCUGAUUUACCUCAAGUGGCUGUUUUGUUGGAUCAAGAGAAGGCGUAUGAUCGGGUUCAUCCUGAAUAUCUUUGUCGUGUGUUGCUCCGGUUUGGUUUUCCUGGUGAGUUGGUGUCUUGUCUGUCUUCUUUGUUCUUUGGAACCAAGAUUUCAGUGUCUAUCAAUGGUUGGCUUGGUGCUCCUGUACCUCAAUUGCGAGGUCUUCGUCAAGGUGAUCCUCUGUCUCCAUUGCUAUUCAAUCUGGCAUUUGAGCCUUUGCUUCGUUCUCUCCUUGCUUGUCCUGGUCUUUCUGGUGUUACUCUGUCUCCUGUUAAUAUCCCACGUAAAUGGAAGCCUUCACCGGUUGAAGUUCGUGUGGAUCAUGGUACUGGUUCCCGGAAUUGGACUUUGGACUUUGUCAGUGGCUCUGUUGCUCCUCCUCCUGUCAAGAUUCUAAGCUAUGCGGAUGAUCUUGAGGUGUUUUUGUCUUCGCCAGAAGAGUGGUCUGUGUUGUUGUCUGUUCUUGAUCUGUAUGGCCGAGCAUCUAAUGCGAAAGUCAAUAUCAGCAAGACAGUGUUGGUGUCGUUGUCUGGUGUGUCACACUCUGCUUGGGUUGCUUUGGCUGAUUCUACUGGUCUCCAGUGGCAUGACGCUCACUCUCGUGGUGCAGUACGUUACUUGGGUUAUCCCUUGUAUCAUACUGAAAGUCAACUUCAAGACUAUCUUGAUGGUGUCUUGGUGAAGGUCCAGCGACACAGUAACUUGUUGAAACAAAGGAAUCUCUCCAUUAGGGGAGCAGGACUAGUGGCUAACUCGUUACUGUUGUCAAAGGUAUAUCAUUUGUUGCGUGUUGUUCCUGGUGGUGCUACUACUGCGUCGUGGUUGAAGUCUCUCACUACGGUGGUCCGUGAGUAUCUGGUGUCCUUUCGCCCUGGUGUUGCUUGGUCUACUUUGUGUCUCCCCCGCAAGUUUGGUGGUGUUGGUCUCGUGGAUAUAGCAGAUCAAAGCUUAGCUUUGCAUCUUGUCUAUUUGCAACGUUUGUUGCGUCCACCCUCUCCCAGUGAUUUGUCUCCUCUUGGUUGGUGUAUGCUUUUCAAGUUUACACUGUCUCGUGUGUCUUCUGUGCCUGCUCUAACACAUCUUGGAAAGCUUCUGUUGAGAUUGCCAAAGCUAGUUCCUUCCUCUGGUUGGUCUGCUAGGUGGUUUCUUGAUCUUCCCUUGUGUUCUGUACUCAGUACUGUGCCUUCUGUUCGUCCUCCUCGUGAUCCAUCAUCUCUUGAUCCUCGUUUCUUGGUGUCGGAUGUCUCUUUCUGGCAACCUGAUCUAGGUAUAGUUGAUGGUGUCACCUCUCAUCUUGCUUGGUCAUCUCGUGUUUUGCGCCCUGUUUUUCUUGCCUUGAACCGUGAUCGUGGUCCUGUCUCUCUGGUAUUCCCGCCUGUCAUGGAUAGUAAGAUAGUCUUGUCUCAAGCAGACUAUUUUGCUAUGCCCCGUUCUGAUGGUGCUACCUCUUGGAUGCCAGAUUGUACACAUUGGACUGUCUCCAACUCGUCUCGUUCUGCUGCUCCGGUUGCUCGUCUCUCUCUUGGUGCUUUGCGAAGGUAUUGGCACCCUGCAAAGGGUACCAUUACCUCUCGUAUGGGUCCUCCCUUGAAGUUGCCUGCCCAUUUGUUGCUGUCUCCUGCUUUGUGGCGUCUUUUCUGGUCCCUGGAAAUGCCUGCAAAGGCUUUCACACCUUGGUGGCGAUUGCUACAUGACCGUGUCCCGCACCGCUCGUGGUGUCAUAAGAUUAUGCCUACAAAAGUUCUGUCUCCUGCUUGUGCUCUUUGUGGUUUUGCUACAGAGGACCUUUACCAUUUCGUGGUGGGUUGCCAUGUCAAGUCAUUUUUCUGGCAGGAUGUAGUCUCUUUGUUGUCACUUCAAGAGCUACUCCCCUCUGCUUCUUCUAUUUGGUUGGCGCUGACUACCUUUUGUAGUGGUUCGGAUUUGUUGGUGAUCGAUGAGGAUGUUCUGAUUGCUCUUGGUGCUGCUUACAGUACACUUUGGAAGUAUCAUUGGCGAUGCGUCAUAGACGAGGAGCCUUGGAUAGCUUCUGCUGCUAUCAACAUGGUCCGUCAAGACCAUAGUACACUCUUUUCUUCUCUUUCUUUGGCAAGUGUUCAAGCUGGCACCUUGGCCUUGCCUGUAAUUACUGUAUAG
This is a messenger RNA of Mucor velutinosus, 3981 nucleotides long. RefSeq names its product glycerol channel (gene FPS1). Lineage: Eukaryota; Fungi; Mucoromycota; Mucoromycetes; Mucorales; Mucoraceae. Gene Ontology annotation, molecular function: catalytic activity. The transcript is spliced from 2 exons. The record is from RefSeq and is a predicted model, not a curated record. Bases 1 to 3981 code for a protein of 1326 amino acids.